Ceratosolen solmsi marchali is the source of this 2209-nucleotide messenger RNA. Its product is annotated as solute carrier family 41 member 1-like. Lineage: Eukaryota; Metazoa; Arthropoda; Insecta; Hymenoptera; Agaonidae. The record is from RefSeq and is a predicted model, not a curated record. Gene Ontology annotation, molecular function: monoatomic cation transmembrane transporter activity. The coding region runs from base 613 to 2154 and encodes 513 amino acids. Gene Ontology annotation, biological process: monoatomic cation transport. Gene Ontology annotation, cellular component: plasma membrane. The transcript has 6 exons.
CCAAUGAGGGCUGAAAUCGAAAGAGAAAAAAAAUUUGUCUAAAAAGCCGAUAGCGAGAAGGCGAUUACGCAAUGGAGAGGUGCGAACGGAUCAUAAAGGAAAAGCAGCGCGAUAUUAUCAUUUACGUAAAAGCUACCUCGUCGAUAUAUUGUCAAAUACGACUCUAAGAAAUCCCUAGCGCGAUUACAUUCUUGAACUUGCGUCAUCAUCGGCCACUAAUCAUCGAACUUCCAAUUUGCCUGGCCGAUAAAAGCCGAGCGAGGGCCGCUUCUUGAUCGUGAAAUGGGGCGCGGGUGCGCGGGUGCAACGGGAACGAGGCCAAUUAAAAGAUGAAUCAAUCGCAGAUCCCAUUGGCCCGUCGACGAGAGGUCAAGGCUCCUAGGCGACAAGCUGUUACCACCGCGCGCUUCCGCCAUCGGUGGAAGAGAGACCACGAGAUCUGGCCAUGAUGCACCCAACGACGCCGCCGACUUUAUCACGUACGAUAGUUGCGCUUACAGUGAUCAAUGUAAGGAGCCCUUGCUGCAGGGCACCAAGCAGCAGCAGCAGCAGCAGCAGCAGCAGCAGCAGCAGCAGCAGCAGCAACUGGAACAGUCGUAUCAAGCCACAACGAUGUCCCAGCACCCGCAGAUAGCGCGAAUGACGCCGACAGGGGGCAGGUCGCGAACCUGCUCGGAGUCGAACGUCGGGGCCCACGCGUCUCUCACCCUCGGGUGCCCGAGCUGCUCGGGGAGCAUCGCCGCCCUCCACCACGUCUCGACGACGAUAUCUCCCCACGGCGAGGACUCGACGAGCCUGCUCGAGGAGGUUGGCGCCACAAGACUCCCCGACCUCGUCGCCGAGAGCAAGAUCUACGACGAGACGCAGGAGCCCCUCGAGUCCUAUCUCGCGAUCACGAUACAAGUCUCCAUACCCUUCCUCAUAGCCGGCCUCGGUAUGGUCGGUGCAGGACUCGUCCUCGACCUCGUUCAGUACUGGGUUGUUUUCGAAAAAGUCAACGAGCUCAUGAUUCUGGUACCAGCGCUUUUAGGCUUGAAGGGCAAUCUGGAAAUGACGCUGGCGUCAAGAUUAUCCACACAAGCAAAUCUUGGUCACAUGGACACACCCAAGCAGCAGUGGUACAUGAUCGUUGGAAAUCUUGUUUUGAUUCAAUGCCAAGCGAUAGUGGUGGGCUUCCUGGGCUCGGUGGUGGCCAUCGUCAUGGGAGCCAUACGCAACGGCACCGUCUCUCUCGACCACGCCUAUCUACUCUGCGCGAGCAGCCUCGUGACCGCGUCCUUGGCCUCGUUCGUCCUCGGGCUCAUCACCGCGGGCGUCAUCGUCUUCUCGCGCCACUGUCACAUCAAUCCGGACAACGUGGCCACCCCCAUAGCCGCGAGCCUCGGGGACAUAACCUCGCUAGCCCUACUCUCCUGGAUAUCGACGAUACUCUACGAGUCCAUCGAUAAGCAGGACUGGCUCGCGCCCCUCGUUAUCGCCUGCUACGUCCUCGUUACUCCCCUCUGGGUCUGGAUAGCCAAGAAGAACAAGUACACCAACGACGUCCUCUACUUUGGCUGGACACCCGUCAUCGUCGCCAUGCUCAUCAGCAGCUGCGGUGGACUGAUUCUCGAAUUUAUGGUGUCUCGCUUCGAGAAUCUCACGGUCUUUCAGCCGGUAAUCAACGGCGUCGGCGGCAACCUCGUAGCCGUCCAAGCGAGCAGGAUCUCAACAGCUCUGCACAAACAGGCGGAACUUGGCACACUCCUUAUCCCUCCAGGACACACGCAUCCGGUUAUCUUCAUCACCCCCAUUGCCAGCUUCUUUGGGAAAGGAAUGCACGCGCGAACUACUCGCGUCCUCAUGGGAAUGGUAAUACCGGGGCACGUGAUUUUCAUUUACCUGAUCAACUACAUGAAGGAAGGCCAAACUUCAAUGAGCACGCUCUUCGUAUUCGUCUACCUGUGCGCGGCGAUGCUUCAGGUGGCAGCCCUGCUCUACAUCGCCUACAUUAUGAUCCAUUGGAUGUGGAAGCGAAAAAUUGACCCGGACAACUCGGCGAUACCCUAUUUGACGGCGAUGGGCGACCUACUGGGCAUUAGCCUCCUCGCCAUUGCCUUCCAGUUCCUUUAUCUCGUCGGUGAUCAAGAAUUCGGCGAGCCAAUCAAGCCCUGAGGCACAUUCAAGCCGAUUUUACGGCUUAGCGACGGAAAAUCGAAGCGCGCGUACA